Rhododendron vialii is the source of this 1183-nucleotide messenger RNA. RefSeq names its product NAC domain-containing protein 83-like. The transcript has 2 exons. Bases 297 to 1034 code for a protein of 245 amino acids. Lineage: Eukaryota; Viridiplantae; Streptophyta; Magnoliopsida; Ericales; Ericaceae. Gene Ontology annotation, biological process: regulation of DNA-templated transcription. Gene Ontology annotation, molecular function: DNA binding. The record is from RefSeq and is a predicted model, not a curated record.
UCCCUUCCUUCACCCUCUAUUUAAGUGGAGUCCCAAUCCAAUUAGGAGUAGAAUUCGGACUUCUCUCUCUCUCUCUCUCUCUCUCUCUCCAGUAGUACUAGGAUAAAAAUGGAACCCCGUUACCUUCCUCAAGUCAUCCCACAAAGCCAUAACUGAACUCUCUGAGCCACCAUUUUUUCUCUUAUCUAAAAAUGGACAUCUAAAUUUUUCAUUCCUCCAUGAAUGCCUAUACAAUAGCUCAGGUCUUGGCUUAAGACAAGAUAAGCUUUUGCUCAAAUUUCAAAGAUUUGGGAAAAAUGGAGAACCCAAGCAUUGUUAGAAAUGGAGGAAUUAAACUGCCCAUCGGAUAUCGAUUCCGCCCCACCGAUGAAGAGCUCAUCGUUCAUUACCUCACCCGAAAGGUCCAAUCUAUUCCAUUUCCCGCCCAAGUCAUCCCCGAGCUCAACGUUUUCCAAACCAAUCCCCUCCACUUGCCUGGUGAUUCGACGGAGAAGAGGUUUUUCUUCUGGAAAAGGAAAGGGAAAUGGAAAAAAACUAGGGGAAUGACAGAGUCAGGUUAUUGGAAGCCUAUGGGUAAAGAAAAACAUGUUGUGAGUUAUGAAAGCAAUCGAGCAAUUGGGGUAAAGAAAUCAUAUGUUUUCUAUGAAGGCGGGAAGCGUCCCCGUGGGUUGAGAACUCAAUGGGUAAUGCGCGAGUAUCGGCUAUUGGGGUCUCAAACAAGACCCAAUUCCGGUCUUCAGAAAUUUGUGAGGGAAAUGGAAGAUUGGGUUGUUUGCAAGAUUUAUCAAAAGAAAAGGACAUCCAAAAAGAAUGUUGUCGAAACUGAUAUGAAUUCUUCUAAAAGCAACAAGAUUUGGAGUGCGAGGGAGAUUAGUCCUAUUGUUAUGGAUGUGGUGAUGGUAGGGAGCAAUGAUGACUUGGGGCCUCCUCAACCAUCGUCUUCAUCAUGUUCAAGUGGGGUCUCUUUUUGCAAAGGAGAACCACCAGAAGAAGAAAUUACUAGUGCCUACAACAUUAGCAGUUUCUUUGCGUAAUUACUAAUUACUUGGUUGUAUGAUACUAGUGCCUACAACUUGUAUGAGAAGACCUGAACUACACAUGCAUCUUUCUUUGAGGGUCUUAUGUUCUGUCAGAAAUUUACGAGAAUGUCGAUGGAAAUGUGAUGUCGCAUUUUCUUUUCCCA